Molecule: messenger RNA, 4681 nt
Organism: Rhopalosiphum padi (bird cherry-oat aphid)
Lineage: Eukaryota; Metazoa; Arthropoda; Insecta; Hemiptera; Aphididae
Product: myosin-IIIb-like
Exons: 24
Coding region: 92-3994 (1300 amino acids)
Biological process (GO): protein phosphorylation
Cellular component (GO): myosin complex
Molecular function (GO): ATP binding; protein binding; protein kinase activity
Source: RefSeq, a predicted model, not a curated record
GCUAUGAAUGUUAUAAUAAACGAAUAAUGCAGAUAUUCUGAUAAACUCAGAUUAUUAUAUACUCCUGAAGAAUUUAUGAAUUUCCAGAGACAUGUCAUACGUCGAUGUGCUUCAAAGUUCGGAUACCGAGAUGGACUAUUACAGGAUGUGUCAGCGGUUUGGCUUGAACUCGGUGCCUAGCCCGGAUGGCCGGUUUACUAUUGACGAGCUCAUCGGCGAAGGAACCUACGGCGAAGUAUUUCGAGCCAAAGACACGACCACCGGAGAGUUUGUUGCCAUUAAAAUAUUAGAAGAUAUUGCAGGCAACGAAGAAGAAAUUGAAGAUGAAUACUUAGCAUUGAGAGACCUCAGUCUGCAUCCAAACAUUCCUUCAUUUCAUGGAAUCUAUUUUGUUAAAGGCUCUAAACAACUCAAUGACCAAUUAUGGUUUGUUAUGGAACUAUGCCAAGGAGGAUCGGUGACCGAUUUGGUACACGGACUAAAAUCUCAAGGAAAACAAUUAACUGAAGAUCAAAUUGCAUAUAUUUUACAUGAAACUUUACAGGCUUUAGCGUUCUUACAUCGUAAUCACUGUAUGCAUCGUGAUGUAAAAGGACAUAAUAUUCUUUUGACUGAAGAUGGACAAGUUAAAUUAGUCGACUUUGGAGUUUCUUCACAUUUAGGAGCUACAAUGGGACGACGUGAUACGUCAGUAGGAACACCUUAUUGGAUGGCACCAGAGGUGAUCGCUUGCGAACAACAACGGGAUUCGUCCUAUGACAGUCGAUGUGAUGUAUGGUCGUUGGGCAUAACGGCCAUAGAACUAGCUACUGGAGAUCCUCCGCUCAGUGGAUUGCAUCCGAUGAGGGCUUUAUUUCAAAUACCGCGGGAACCUCCGCCUGUCUUGCCGUUGUCGGCUCGACCGGAUGCUCCCAAAUUGACGCACUUCGUGUCUAGAUGUCUGAUCAAAGAUUUCGAGCAGCGGCCGACCACCGCUAUACUCAUACACGACCCAUUCAUCAUUCACGGAUCCAAAUGCAUCCACAGGGUACGUGAAGAACUCAGAGCUGAAAUCCGAUAUCAAAGAGAAGUCAGCGGUAGGGUGCAAAAGCAUCCCGACGUGACCACUAAACAUGGUAAACUGAAAAGUAAACGUAAAAAUCCUCCCACUACCAUUUACGUUGAUGACUUAGCCGCGCUGGACAGUCUGUCAGAGGAAAGAAUAGUCAAUCAACUGAAAAAAAGAUAUCAGAUGAAUUUUAUCUAUACGUACAUCGGAGACAUCCUGUUGGCCAUAAAUCCGUUUACGCCGCUUCCCUUAUACACAUCAGCGGAGCAAAAGAAAUACUGCAAUCAAAUGAGAGCGGCAUAUCCGCCGCAUAUAUUCGCGAUCGCCGAUUCGGCGUAUCAGUUUAUGCUUCACGAAAAAGCUAAUCAAUCUAUAGUGAUCAGUGGCGAAAGUGGCGCCGGAAAAACUGAAUCCGGUAACCUGUUGCUUAAACAACUCGUAUACCUUGGAAAGGCACCCAACAGAAACCUAGAGCAAAGAAUUCUCCAGAUGAACCCUAUUAUGGAAGCGUUCGGAAAUGCAAGAACAGGAAUCAAUAACAAUUCUUCAAGAUUCGGAAAAUUUUUAGAGUUGAGCAUGACCAAAAGCGGCCAAUUGACAGGAGCCAGAGUGUCAGUUUAUCUACUAGAACAAUCCAGAGUCAUUCAACAAGCAAAUAGAGAAAGUAAUUUCCAUGCUUUUUACUACAUUUACGAUGGACUAGAACACGAUAAACGUCUCAAAGAGUUUCAUUUGGAUCGCGAAUUACGACAAAUGCAUAGUUAUCUUCCAUCUGAUCGUCAAGAUAACAAAACAAAACAAAAUAAUGUGGAUAAGUUUGCUCAACUGAAAAAUGCUUUUGAACAAGUUGGUUUCAAGGAUGAAGAAGUAAAUUCUAUAUACUGCAUUUUAGCAGCUAUCUUGCACUUGGGUGAUAUAGAAUUUGGAGAAAUCAUCACUGACAACAAUACAGAUAAUAAGAGUACUGUUAUUGAUCUAACACCAAUUCAUAGAACCUCAUGUUUGUUAGACAUUGAAAGUUCAGACCUAUUAGAAUGUUUGAGUGUUAACAGUGUUGUAACAAGAGGUGAGAUUAUUCAAAGAAAUAAUUCUGUAUCAGAAGCUGUAGCUACAAGAGAUGCAAUUGCUAGGGCUUUGUACAGUCGAUUAUUUGAUUGGUUGGUUAAUUCAAUCAAUAGCUUAUUGUCUUUUUAUAAUACCAGAGAAGAAUACAAUGUGAUAGGAAUACUUGAUAUUUUCGGUUUUGAAAAUUUUACGUAUAAUUCCUUUGAACAGCUUUGUAUAAAUAUUGCCAACGAGCAACUUCAAUAUUUUUUUAACCAGCAUGUUUUUGCUUUGGAGCAAGCUGAAUAUGAAUCAGAGGGUGUCCCUGUUCAACAUGUUGGCUUUUGUGACAACAGACCUGUAUUAGAUAUGCUUGUAAGUAGACCAAUGGGUCUACUGGCAUUACUUGACGAGGAAAGUCGUUUUCCUAGAGCAACAGAUCGAUCACUAGUUGAAAAAUUCCAUUGUAAUAUCAAAUGUAAUUAUUAUGUAAGGCCAAAAUCAAAUGCUUUGCAAUUUGAAGUAAAGCAUUUUGCUGGCAAUGUUACUUAUCAAGCAUCGGGAAUGCUUGAAAAGAAUAGGCACCUUUUAGCUAUAGAGGCUAUUCAGGUCUUAAGAAAAUCCAGUAAUAAAACUGUUCGAGCAUUAUUCCAAAGUCCAGUUACUAAAACCGGCAAUCUUUAUUCUCAAGACUCAUCUACAGGGUUAGUUGGACUCGCUUCACAAUCUCGAGGACAACAAACUGCAGCAACAUAUUUUCGACAUUCAUUAGCUGAACUGUUACAUCGUAUGGGCUGUAACAAUUCAGGUGUAAGUUUGCCUAGAUUUGUUCGUUGUAUCAAACCAAAUGAUCAACGACAACCAAAACAGUUUGAUCCUCUUAAAGUUGUUGCACAAUUGCGCUGCAGUGGAGUCAUGGAAACAAUUAGAAUAAGACGAAAUGGAUACUCGCAUAGACUACUAUUUAAAGAUUUUAUAAGCAGGUAUGCAAUUUUAGGAUUCCGAUUGUACGAGAAAGUCCCACCAACUAGAGAUAAUUGUAGACACUUGUUAGUUAAGCUAAAAUUAGAUGGCUGGGCAAUUGGAAAAACAAAAGUAUUCUUAAAGUAUUACCAUAUUGAACACUUAACUAAAUUACAUGAAAAACAACUACGUCACAUAGUGUUUGUACAAAGUUGUGUUCGACGAUGGCUGGCAAUGAAGCAUUAUAGGGAAGCUUUGUUGGCUAAACAAAUGUCAUGGGGAGCAUUAACAUUACAGAAGCAUACUAGAGGAUGGCUUGCACGACAAAAGAAAAAAAAGUCAAAAGGAGAAAUACCUGUUGGUGAAGUAGCCCCAAUAUACAGGCAAGAACCUAAAGAAAUUGAUAAUCCAAUUAAAAAUCAAAAUAAAGUUAGCCCUGUUAUUGUGGGAGAAAACAAAAAAACCUAUAUCCAACAAAAUGGUGUUAAGGUGUUGCCGUGUAAAGUACAACAAAAAGUUGAAAGAGAGAAGCAUUUGAUUGAUUUCUCAAAAAAUGUUCACGCUCGCAACAAAGAAUUCUACAAGUUCAUUAAGAAAACAAAUAUUUCUAUUUGUUUGAACAAUUUGAAAGACUUUAAUACAACUGGUCAGAAGGGUUUGGUGCAUAAUGCCAUUAAAAAGCUUGUAAAUGAAAAUUAUUGUAAAUUUGAUUCUGAAAACAGGAUGAGCUCAAUAACUGCAAAAACAAAUAACAUCCAACCAGUAAAUAAACCAAAAUGGGUCUCUCCAUUAAGAUUAACUCCUCCAGAUAUUAAUAGACUGCCAGAAGGAUUUGACUUCCGACAACUAUUGAGGCCUACCCAACAUGCACCCACCGAAUCCUUACGUAAAAGACUGGUACAGAGAUCUAGACCUGUAGCGGCCAAUGCCAAAGGAUAACAUAACAAAGUUUGCUAUUUUUUGUAAACAGUAUUUAAAAUUGUUGUAAUGGUUAAAUUUAUUUAAUAUUUAUAUAUUUAUUAUUUGAAAACAAAAAUAAUUUGAGCUCAAAAUGAGUUGUUCAAAUACGGAAGAAAAUAAUUGUUUUUAUUCUAUUUUUAUCUUUUUUAUCUUAUGGACAAAAAAAAUAUAUUUUUAUAGUUCCUGUUAUGUCCAAUAAAUUGAACCAAAAAUAUGUAUUUUAUUAACAGAUUUUGUCUAUUAUUAAGGUUUACUUGUAAGAUUUUUUUUAUUAGUAUUUCAUCAAUGUUCCUUAAGAAACUUUAGUGUUUCUGAAAUUCUUAAAAAGGGCCCAGUAUAGAAUAAUUGUGAAUCACUUAUUAACUUUGCAUUACAUAUUAUUGUAUAUCCUAUAUAUUUUUUCACACCAUCUAUUAUUAGUCAAUUAGGAUGUUCAGUGUUAAUGGAGUGUGAUCCAUCUUAUAUAACAUUCUCAUUAUGAUAAAACAUUGGUGUGUUGUUGUUAUUAAAGCUUUAUAUUUUUAAUGUAUUUAUUAUUUAAAUUUGAUGGUAUAAAUAAAAAAAUUGUUUUUAUUAUUAUAAAAUAACAUUAUAAAUAUAUAUUUUUUUUAUGUAUAGUUUACAUUUAAACAUGCAAUUAAAGUGAUAUUGUUAAAUUUAAUUAAA